AUGGCUCCUGAUUACCCAAAAAACAUGGACAUGAAUCACCUGAUUUCCUUAAGCAAAGACGUCGUUAGGGUUUUGGAGGACCCUAACGAUCGUGACCUCAACGUCUUCUUCGAAUGUCUCCAACGCACAUUCCCCAUUUCUUCAACCUGCUACUCCGAUCUCAACGACACUGCCUCCUCUUUCCAAGAUUAUCAGAACAAAAUAAAUUCCCACAAGCAGAAAAUAGAGGAUGCUAGAUCCGAGACUGUUGCUAAUGCAGAACUAGAGCUUCUGCAGAGAGAAUUGGAUGAAGAACUUGAAAAAGAGCGCUUGUUGAAAGAAGAGUUUAGAGCCAUUAGCAAUGAGUUUAAUGAUCUAGAACAGCAACAUAUUUCUAUCAAAGAGCAGAAAAAGAAGUUACUGAAACUCGAGCAAGAAAAGCAGAAGGAAGGGAUGCUACUUUCAAUGUAUGCUUCUGUCACCAGUAUUGUUCCAAACUCGGAUGAUCAAUCGAAAGUUUCAGGCUUAAUUAUUGAAAAGGGAAAGAAAACAGUGGAGAAAUUUGAAUACGACACGUCACAGAUGACUAUCUUUGAAGUAUGUAACGACAUCUGGAAAACAAUAAGUGAUUGA
Molecule: messenger RNA, 612 nt
Organism: Lathyrus sativus (Indian pea)
Lineage: Eukaryota; Viridiplantae; Streptophyta; Magnoliopsida; Fabales; Fabaceae
Source: the annotation of a GenBank genome assembly